Chelonoidis abingdonii (Abingdon island giant tortoise) is the source of this 2641-nucleotide messenger RNA. It is a transcript of the gene SIGIRR, whose product is annotated as single Ig and TIR domain containing. Gene Ontology annotation, biological process: signal transduction. NCBI's taxonomy places the organism in Eukaryota, Metazoa, Chordata, Testudines, Testudinidae. The record is from RefSeq and is a predicted model, not a curated record.
AUGUAUGGAGCCAGCAGGAGCCUGCAAAGACUGCAACCCGUUGAACCCCUCCACACGGAGCCACCUGCACUGCACGCCAACGGGACUGCUUACCUCACCUUCCAGUGCCUGCAGGCUGGCGAUGCUGGGAACUACACCUGCACGCUCUACCUGAACAGCCACAGAAACGCCUCCUUCACCAUCAGGCUGACCAUGGAAGAUCUGUGCAGUGGGCCUCCCAAAAUCCUUGUCCCAUCCAGCAACCAGACUUUGGAGCCUGCCUUGGGAAGCCAGAUAACACUGAACUGCACUGUGCGGCUGCCCUCUCAGCAGCCCUGCAACCCCGUCCUGCACUGGAUGAAAGAUGGCCACUGGCUAGGCGAUGAGAGUAGCCCAUACGCCAACGAGGACAAAGUCUGGAUCGGUGAUAACGGAACAGAGACGUUCAUGUCCAGCCUUCUGGGGGUGAACCUGACAAGCGAUGAGGACUACGGCGUGUUUGCUUGCUGGGUUAAGAAUACCACAGCCACUUUCACACUACAGAGAUCAGAAGCUGCUGGACAUGUGAGUGCAGUGCUGGCAGCCCUGUUUGUCCUGGGGCUGCUGUUGCUCAUGGCUGUGAUCUAUGUGAAGUGCCGCUUGAAUAUGCUGCUCUGGUACAGGAACCGUUACGGGGAGCUGGAGAUCAAUGAUGGGAAGCUGUAUGAUGCAUACGUGUCUUAUGCAAACUCCCCGGAUGACAGGAAGUUUGUGAACUUCAUUAUGAAGCCGCAGCUGGAGAACCGUCACGGCUACAAACUCUUCCUGGAUGAUAAGACCAUCCUGCCGAACUCAGAGCCUUCAGCAGACCUGAUUAUGAACGUGAGCCGGUGCCGGCGCCUCAUUGUGGUUCUCUCGUAUGCAUACCUGGAGCAAGACUGGUGCAUCAACAACUUCAGGGACGGUCUGUUGAGACUGUUGGAACUGUCCCAAAGACCCAUCUUUGUAGCCUUUGAAAGCCAGUAUCGGAAGAUAGAGCAUCUGGCCAUUAACCUGCUGAAGCAGCACAAGAAUGCUGUGACCUUACUGCUCUGGCGGGCUGGCUCAAUGACCCCGUCAUCAGAUUUCUGGAAGGAGCUGUGCCUGGCUCUGCCACGGAAGGUGUCGUACCAGGGGAUCAUGGCAGACCCUCAGACCCAGCUCCAGGAAGACAAGGACCCCAUGCUGAUUCUCCACAGCAGCUACCUGGAGUACCAAGGAGACCCCCAUCCUGAGGGAGACCUGGGUGUCCGUGGGUCCAUUUUAAGGGGCCCUCCGCCCCCUCGAAUGACUGGCCCUGAUGGACCACCAGCACUAGCAGCUGGCAUCAUGGAAGAAGUGCAGCUGGAGGAGGGCCAGAGGAGUGAAAUAGACAUCUCUGACCUGGGGUCACGCAACUACGGAGCAAGGACAGACUUCUACUGCCUCGUGACCGAAGACGACCUCUGAGAGGGAGAACAGAGACGGUGGGAUUAUUGCUCCUGUGGGACUGUCCAUGUUGGUGUCCCUUUAGAAGGAAGUGCUGCUCAGCUAGUUUCUUUAACUCAGAGACCUGGGCAGGUCUUCAGCACUCCCAUUCCUGGGUGUUGUCUAUGGGGAAGGCAAGGCAGGGAAAAGGGCUGACUUUUUACCCACCUACUGGAGCCUUACAGUCCCCUUUAAAUGCUGGGGAUCUUAGUUUUUGCAUCUGUUCAGGACCAAGGGAAAUUGCUAGGAAAGAAGAAUUCAGUCUUUUGCCUGGAACUUGCUGAAAGAGCCUGCGGUGGUGGAGAGGAAAAAGCCCAGGGAAAGCUGGUGCUGUGAGGUGGGCCGUGGCAUUGUAGAUGGUGAGGACUGUCUCUGGGAUUGCUAGAACCACUAGGGGUGCAUUGCAGUAACAGAUGCCAAUGAGACGCUGGAUUUUGUUGUGGCCAUUGGGUACUGAGAUACUGGCAAGCACUGAGUUCCUGGCUAUACCAAGGCAGUAGGUCUUGCUGUGACUGGGUUGGGGGAACACCACCAGCAGCGCUAACGCUGGGGUCACCUUGAAAGGUGAUUGGGAUUUGUGAUGAUAAAUGUAGAGCCAUAGUACAGUGUAACACUGUUGCAGCAAAUGCCCAUGGAGGCCUCAGCCAUCAGCUGGAGCUAGUUUGUGGAUAAACGGCCACACAACACAGAGGGCUGAUGGGAGUUAGGGGGGAACCUAACUCAGCCUCAUGACUGAAGAAUAGAGACAGCCACGGGCGUUAAAGCAGUUUGAGGGCAGAGCCACCAGAAGAAUCCAGGGGGCUGAAAGCAGAGGCUGAUCCCCCCUGCUGCUGCACUGUUUGUUACUCAGGGGUUCUAGUACCACCAGCAUUUUGGCAAGGGCCAUUUCCUGUGAAGGAGCGAGAGCAGGGACGGGUCGCUCUCUCCAGGAAGUGCCCUGUAACAGCAUCGCUCACCGACAGGCAUUACAGUGCUGUUCCUUAGGCACCAACAGGACAGCUUUGGAAAGGCUUUCCUUGAUUCACAGAGCAGCUUUGCUCUUUCUUCUUUUUGAAAUACAAUUAAAAUAACUGUUGUUUUAAGCUGGUCUUGGCCUUUUCCCUCCCCCUACAGUUUUAGGAGAGGAUGGAGAUUGUGAGCUCUUUGUGGAAGGAGGGCUGGGAUCUCACGUUCUUCC